UUACCAUUCGAGAUAGUCAAAAUGCAGUUGUUUAGUAAAAAGUUGUUUUUAGAUAUCUGCAAUGUAAUAACUGAUAGUCCUAUGAAACUGAUUUUAUGUUAAUGUUCUUUAUUUAAUACCUACAAUGCAAACAUAUCCUUAUGUCCCAGUUUAUUCUUUUUUAUGACAGUAUUAUUGCAAGCAAUAAUCUUCCAACCUUUUAACUCUGUUUGAUUUCAGUAACUAUUAAUAAACAAGAAAGGCCUCUUCACCGCCCAGCUGCUUAAUAUACAGACCUCAACCCCAGUUCACGUCUCAUGUUAUAUGUCAAACACUGAGCUCAAACACGAAGGGGCCACAGAUUACAGUCUGUCUCCAUGUCAUCAGAGUCGGCUCUGGUGCAUUUGUUGCUAACCUGCGAGGCUUCCCGGGUCUUUCUUUGGGGUCUUCUGUUCUUGGUGCUUUGUGGGAACUUUGCUCCUGUGUAGCACCCUGCCUCCUGUAGGGCUUCAUGAAUAUGUGCUCCCAGGGGUCAUCUCCUCCUAGCUGUCAGGUGGCUCCAGCUGGGUUCAACCCAACUGCAAGAUAGCAACACGGUCAAGCAGCAGAGAGCAGCUCAACAACAGGAGACAACUGGGAAGUGAAAAAUGUCCGGGUCAGCUGGUGAGCAGAACUGGAGGCAAGCACAGGUCAUCACUGGUCCCAGCAGACUGACCACAACAAUCAGACUGCGAGACAUAUACGAUCCAAAGCCUCCACCUCCAAAGGCUCAGGUCCGGAUCCGUCCGCCAUCUCCGAGACCUGCCUCUCUGAGCGAACGAGGUCAGCAGCAAACCCCUUCAGAUGAUCCCUCCGUCCAGAGGAAAAGGGCCCAGUCUCUGUCUUCUGCUUCAGGAAAGAAGAGAGAACCUAGGAGGGUCCAGGUCCGCUUUGUGGAUGCGCUGGGUCUCGAUCUGGAGGAGGUGAAAGUCUUCAGACGUCAGGAGGACCCCCUGAUACCUCCUCACGUGAUGUUCAGGCUGUUGAUGAGCUCUGAACUGACUUUUGGAAAGUCACCUGAGCUGAACAUGCCUUACUUCAGACCCUGUUUCCCUGAACACCCGGGGGGCCUGCCAAACUUCCAGAACCGUCUCUCCUCUCAGAAAGUCUCUCUGGAGAGUGUGAUGUGCUCAGACCAAGGCAUAACAGGAACUGUACAUGUACUUAAUUUAGCUUAUCAGAAAGAGGUCAAAGUGCACUACUCUUUCACCAACUGGAGAACGCAAACACACACAACAGCUUUGUGGGUAUCGGGUGGGUACCCUGGCGACUGCGAAGCUCCAGGCACGGAUGUUUUCAGGUUUCGUCUGCCCGUCCCGCCCUUCAUCUUGCAGCCAGGAGCCAUCCUGGAGUUUGCCAUCUGCUACCGUGUGAAUGGAUGGGACUUCUGGGAUAACAAUGAUGGCAACAAUUACAAACUGGCAUGCCACAGUUACAAGGUGACCGUGCCAAGGGAGUGUGAGGACAGCCUGCUGCAUUUCACCUGAGUGGCCACAUGAGGGAGCUAGCUCCUGUUAAUGCCUGUAGGAGGACAUGAAUAGCUUCUAUAUGAACUCUUACCUUGGUUUUCCAAAUGUUGAAAUGUUACUCGGUUCAUCUGGACGUUUAUCAGUUUGGACUUUUUCUGUAUUUUUUCCAGACUACAACGCAACUACACAGCAAAUGUUAUGUUAUCAGCAUGUAGCACAUCUAAUACUGUAUUCAUAUACUGAAUAUUUUGCAUUCAGUAUAUGAUUACUAAUAUUAACUUGAUCAUUCUUAACUACAAGUCAUAAAUUACUUUUUCAUUUUAAAAUGCUUAUCACCCAGCAAAUUAAUAAAAAUAUAUUUGUAGGAUCUUUUUA
Xiphophorus couchianus (Monterrey platyfish) is the source of this 1862-nucleotide messenger RNA. RefSeq names its product protein phosphatase 1, regulatory subunit 3Db (gene ppp1r3db). Gene Ontology annotation, molecular function: protein phosphatase 1 binding; glycogen binding. Gene Ontology annotation, cellular component: protein phosphatase type 1 complex. The record is from RefSeq and is a predicted model, not a curated record. The coding region runs from base 627 to 1505 and encodes 292 amino acids. The transcript is spliced from 2 exons. NCBI's taxonomy places the organism in Eukaryota, Metazoa, Chordata, Actinopteri, Cyprinodontiformes, Poeciliidae. Gene Ontology annotation, biological process: regulation of glycogen biosynthetic process.